AUGGCAUCAACUACUGGAUUUCCCACGCAUCAGCACCACCUCCUCCGCUUCUUUCUGAUUCUUUUCCUCCUCCUCCUCCUCGGAAUCCGAACUCGAACUCGAACGGCGACCGCGGCCCAGACCGUCACCGAAAUAACACGCGGCACGACGCUGACGCCUGCCGGCCCGCUCUCCUACGUGGCGUCCCCCUCCGGCGACUUCGGCUUCGGCUUCCACCCUCUGCCGAAUGACUCCGACGCCUCCGGCUUCCUCCUCGCCGUCUGGUUCGCCGGCACCGAUCCCAAGACCGUCGUCUGGUCUGCCAACGGCGACAGUCCUGUCGGACCUGCUGCCCGGCUCGUGUUAACAGUCGACGGCCAAUUCGCUCUAACCAACGGAGCUAUGGGGCGGCCGGUGUGGCAGCCAGCUGGCGUGGCCGUGUCGUCCGCGUCGCUCCUCGACACCGGCAAUCUCGUCGUCUUCGCCGCGGAUUCGGCCGUGCUGUGGCAGAGCUUCGCGUUCCCUACGGACACCAUGGUUCCGGCGCAGGUGCUGAACCAAAGCACGUUCCUUCAGUCUCGGCUCACCGACUCCGACUACUCCAAGGGCCGGUUCCAGCUCCUCAACCGCGAGGACGGCGACCUCGUGUUCUUGGCCGUCAAUGCCGCCACCGGGUACGAGUACCACGUGUAUGAACACACCGCCACCGCGGGCAAUGACACCCAACUCGUCUUCGACCCCGCCGGAUUGCUCUACUUCGACGUCAAGAACGGGUCGACGAUAUCCUUCCCCCCGCAAGUCGAGCUCCCCACCGAUGAUUUUUACCAGCGGAUGACGCUCGACUCCGACGGCGCCCUCCGCCAGUAUGUCUACCCGAAGCCUGACGCGAGCAGCUCGAGCUGGCCUAGCCGAUGGACGGCGGUGCAGAGCAUCCCUCCCGACAUAUGCAAGGCUGUCACGCCGACGGGGAGCGGCGUCUGCGGGUUCAACAGCUUCUGCGUGAUCGACGCGAGCCUGCGGCCCGUCUGCAAGUGCCCGCCGCAGUACUCGUUUGUGGACCCGAAGAACCAGUACUCGGGCUGCACUCCCGACUUCCCCGCGCAGAGCUGCGGGAGGGACGAGUCUGCGCUGUUCGAUCUCGCCGAGCUGAUCACGAGCGACUUCCCCUACGGGGACUACGAGCUCUACAGUCCGACCGAUGACGACCGGUGCAAGGAGUAUUGCUUGCGCGACUGCUUCUGCUACGUGGCCAUCUUCCGAGACGGGAGCUGCUGGAAGAAGAAGAUGCCCGUGUCCAACGGUCGGGAAGGAACCGACGUCGGAGGGAAGACCCUGAUCAAAGUGCCGAAAGAUAACUCCGCCCGCCGACGCUCGAAUCAGAACCGUACGAAAGUGAUCGAAGAGAGGAGGGACCGAAGAACGGCCGUGCUAGUCGGAUCCUUGAUCCUCGGUGUCUCGGCGCUCCUCAAUACAGUGCUUGUCGCCGGCAUCGCGGUCGCGCUGUGCCACUUCUGCUGCAGACGGAAGCAGAAGCUCGCGCCCGACCCGGCUUUGUCGGGGCUACAUCUCAGAGCUUUCUCUUACAGAGAGCUCGAAGAAGCCACGGAUAACUUUCGCGAACAAUUGGGCAGCGGAUCCUUCGGUGCGGUCUACAAGGGGGUGCUGGCAUUAGAGUCCGAGACGCGCGUGGCGGUGAAGAUGCUGCACGAGCGGCUCCGCGAACCGGAGAAAGAGUUCACGAAUGAGGUCACGUCGAUCGGCCGAACUUACCAUAAAAAUUUGGUCGGAUUAUUCGGAUUCUGCAACGAGGGGACGCAUCGGCUACUGGUCUACGAGUACAUGAGCAACGGACCGUUGACGGACUAUUUGUUCAGGACGGAGAGACCCAGUUGGUCGCGGCGAGUGCAAAUUGCGUUAGGCGUUGCGAAAGGCCUCCUAUACUUGCACGAGGAAUGCGAAGCGCAGAUAAUCCACUGCGACAUAAAGCCUCAGAACAUUCUGCUGGACGAUAGUCUCACCGCGAGGAUUUCGGACUUUGGCCUCGCGAAGCUUCUGAUGGACGGUCAAACUCGAACAGACACCGGCAUCAGGGGGACCAGAGGGUACGUCGCGCCGGAGUGGUUCAGAAACAGGGUGGUCACGGCGAAGGUGGACGUGUACAGCUUCGGAGUCGUGUUGCUGGAGAUCAUUUGCUGCAGAAGAAACAUCGAACUAGAGAGGGACGAGGACGAGGCGGUGCUCGCGUACUGGGCUUACGACUGCUUUGCGGAGGACAUGUUGAGCCUGCUAGUAGAAAACGACGGCGAGGCUACGGCGGACAUGAGCAGAGCGGAAAGGUUCGCGACGGUGGCCAUUUGGUGGAUCCAAGAAGAUCCGUCGCUAAGGCCCUCGAUGCGAGAAGUCGUGCAGAUGCUAGAAGGAGCUGUCGAAGUACCUACGCCUCCCGAUCCUUCGCCGUCGCAAUCUGCGAUUACAAUGUAG
Ananas comosus (pineapple) is the source of this 2460-nucleotide messenger RNA. Its product is annotated as G-type lectin S-receptor-like serine/threonine-protein kinase LECRK3. Gene Ontology annotation, molecular function: protein serine/threonine kinase activity; ATP binding. Gene Ontology annotation, biological process: protein phosphorylation. The record is from RefSeq and is a predicted model, not a curated record. Lineage: Eukaryota; Viridiplantae; Streptophyta; Magnoliopsida; Poales; Bromeliaceae. Bases 1 to 2460 code for a protein of 819 amino acids. The transcript has a single exon.